UCUGUGGUCGGUGUGCUUACGGUGUAGUUGAAAGGGUACAUGAAAUAGUAAUUAAGGUAAUUUUAACACUUAUUGAAAUCUAUAUACUCCUUCAACGACGACGUAACAUAAAAUUAAGAGGACGUCCUGAACUCUGCACCUAAGUGUAGGUAUCAAACUCGCCUCAUCUAGAAACAGUCGCAAGUACAACUGCGAAGAAUGGCUGUUAACCCCAUCUUCCGCUCGCCGUUCACGGACCUGACGGCCACGCUGCUGGUCCACGAGACGAACAAGUGCACGCCGCUCGAGAUGCGUCUCAUGAGCUGCUACGAAGCGUACGGCUUGGACAGAGGUGCAGACAAGUGCAGAGAUCUGGCCGAAGAUUUCAGCGAAUGUUGCACCAACUUCAAGCAGGUGAUGCGUGUUGAAGAGAUGCAGAAGGAGCGGGAGCGGCAAUACAAGGCCGGCGAGAGAAGCAAGGAAGAGCGCUACGCUAAGACUCCCGUGCUGGACACGUACUAGGCACUAGAAGGUGCAAGACAUUCGUCAGUAGAUAACCUUGUGCUCACCAAGCUGUGUAGAUACUACGUGAGAUUUAAAUAAAAACUGUUACUGUUUGGUAACAA
Bacillus rossius redtenbacheri is the source of this 605-nucleotide messenger RNA. RefSeq names its product NADH dehydrogenase [ubiquinone] iron-sulfur protein 5 (gene ND-15). The coding region runs from base 199 to 501 and encodes 100 amino acids. The record is from RefSeq and is a predicted model, not a curated record. Lineage: Eukaryota; Metazoa; Arthropoda; Insecta; Phasmatodea; Bacillidae. The transcript has 3 exons.